AACCAAAAAGGAAAAAAAAGAACAAAACUGCUUGCUGCUAUUUGCGGGUCGCAAAAGAAACGCGAACGAAACUGAGCGUGUAAACUUUUCAGAGUGAUAAGAGUUGUGGUGAUAAACCAAAGAAGUCCAAGCUAUAAGUGAACUAUCUUAAAAAACAAAACUAGUCGAAGCACACUUCCGUUUUACUGUGCCGUUUAUCAUCGCAGGCUGUUCGCUUUUGUUUUUGUUAGUUUUUGGAAUCGUGUCAUCCACUUCUCGCCCGGCAAAAAGUUUCGUUUUGUUUGUUUGUUGUCAUCAGCCAAGCGACAGUUUCGAGUUGCACUUGAAGACAUUCAGUUGCUCGUUUUGGUUGCUCUGCUCACCGAUUAAUCAUCGAAAACAAGAUGCGCUGGCACUGCUGGCAACUGCUGGCUGCUGUUGCCGUGUGCCUGGCCAGCGUUGUCCAACUCGCCAACGGACAGUGGGUGAACUGCCCCAGCGGUUGCACUUGCCUCCCGGGCACAGUUCGCUGCAUUCGCGCCCGACUCACCGCGCUGCCCAAACAACUGCCAAAGGAUAUCAAAGUGCUAGAUUUGCGCUUCAAUCGCAUUGAGGAGCUGCCGGCCAAUGCAUUCAAUGAACUUGGUCAACUGACGACACUAUUUCUGGAUGAGAACGAGCUGGCUUAUGUGCACGAGAAUGCAUUCAAGGGUCUAUCGUCGUUGCGGUUUCUCUAUUUACAUAAAAAUCGCCUAAGCCGAUUACCCGCCAGCGUCUUUCAGCAGUUGCCGCGUUUGGAGACACUCUUUCUGGAAGACAAUGAUAUUUGGCAACUUCCACCCGGACUCUUUGACAAUUUACCCCAUUUGUAUAGCCUUUCAUUGCGCAACAACAAGCUGACAAGUCUUCCAUUGGAUAUGUUCAACAAAUUGCACAGCCUGAAGCGUUUGCGUUUGGAUGCCAACCCGAUUAAUUGCAAUUGCGGGGUGUACUCCUUGUGGCGUCGGUGGCAUCAGGAUGCACAACGUCAACGGCUGGCCAUCAGUUUGAACUGUGCUCAACCGUCUGCACUGCAACGUCAGUUCAGUUUUAGUGACCUCUCGGAGCAGCAUUUCCAAUGCGCCAAGCCACGAUUGCUAGAGGGACCCCAGGAUAUGCAAGUUCAGGCGGGUGACACUGUGGACAUGGUCUGCAAUGUGGAGGGCCAACCCAAACCGGAGCUCACCUGGAUGCACGACACCAACGAGAUCGGUGUAGAGCAGUCGCCGCGUAUUCAGAUCCUACCCACUGGCUCAUUGCGAAUCAGUGGCGUCCAGUCCAAUGACAUUGGCAUCUACGAGUGCAUAGCACGCAAUGAAAUGGGUGAGAUCAAAUCACAGCCCGUACGACUGAUGGUCAGCAAUGUGGACAGCCAGCAGGCUGGCAGCAAUCAGGUAUGGGCAGCGGAUGUCGCUGCGAAUGCGAUUGCGGAUGUGGAUACAACACUGGCGCCACCGCGCUUCACCCAUCAGCCGCAUGACCAAGUGGUGGCACUGCAUGGUGGCGAGCACGUGCUGUUAGAUUGCGCCGCCAGCGGCUGGCCACAGCCAGACAUACAAUGGUUCGUCAACGGUCGCCAGCUGACCCAGUCCACGUCCACACUGCAGCUGCAGGCGAACGGCAGUCUCGUUCUGCUCCAGCCCAGCCAGUUGACAGCGGGCACGUAUCGUUGCCAGGCACACAAUCAUCUGGGCAGCAUUGAAGCCACCGCCCGCAUCGAAGUCAAGGAUUUACCCGAAAUUUUAAUGGCACCGCAAAACCAAACAAUCAAACUGGGCAAAGCAUUUGUGCUGGAAUGCGAUGCCGAUGGCAAUCCUCUACCCACCAUAACCUGGCAAUUGAAUGGAGCUGCCUUACUCUCUGGCAACACCGUCGACCUCCUGCUGGAGAAUGAGAACACCGAACUGGUGGUUAGCGCAGCCAAAGACCACCAUGCGGGUGUCUACCGCUGCACGGCGAGCAAUGAGAAUGGCGAGGUGAGCGUGGAGGCAACCAUUAAAGUGGAGCACUCACAAACACCGCCGCGUUUGGCCAUUGAGCCCAGCAAUUUGGUGGCCAUUACGGGCACCACCAUCGAGCUGCCCUGCCAGGCCGAGCAUCACGAGACCGGACUUCAGAUUGUUUGGCGACGCGAUGGACGCCUUAUCGAUCCCAACGUGCAAUUGACGGAAAAAUAUCAAAUAAGCGGCACGGGCAGUUUGUUUGUCAAGAAUGUGACCAUCUUGGAUGGCGGACGGUACGAGUGUCAGCUAAAGAAUAAGUUUGGAAGAGCAACAGCCUCUGCUCUGGUUACCAUCAGAAACAAUGUAGAUUUGGCGCCUGGCGACCGUUAUGUGCGCAUUGCCUUUGCCGAGGCGGCCAAGGAAAUCGAUGUGGCCAUUAACAAUACACUGGACACGUUGUUCGCCAAUCGUUCCACUCGAGCACCACCCAACUAUGGCGAUUUAUUGCGUGUCUUUCGCUUUCCCACCGGCCAGGCCAGGCAGUUGGCACGUGCCGCGGAAAUCUAUGAGCGCACACUGGUGAAUAUUAGGAAGCAUGUGCAACGUGGCGAUAAUCUGACCAUGGAGAGCGAACGCUAUGAGUUUAGGGAUCUGCUGUCCCGUGAGCAUUUGCAUCUGGUGGCGGAGCUGUCGGGCUGCCAGGAGCAUCGCGAGAUGCCCAACUGUACGGAUAUGUGCUUCCACUCAAAAUAUCGCAGCAUUGAGGGCACCUGCAACAAUCUAAUUCAUCCUACUUGGGGUGCAUCCUUGACGGCAUUUAGGCGACUGGCGCAACCCAUCUAUGAGAACGGUUUUAGCAUGCCCGUGGGCUGGACGAAGGGUGUCCUCUAUGCAGGGCAUCCAAAGCCAAGUGCACGUCUCGUCUCGACCUCGCUGGUGGCCACCAAGGAUAUUACGCCCGAUGCACGCAUUACCCACAUGGUCAUGCAGUGGGGCCAGUUUCUGGAUCACGAUCUGGAUCAUGCCAUACCCUCGGUUAGUUCGGAAAGCUGGGAUGGCGUUGAUUGCAAGAAGACUUGUGAAUUUGCUCCGCCCUGCUACCCCAUUGAGGUGCCCCCGAAUGAUCCACGCGUGACAAAUCGUCGCUGCAUUGAUGUGGUACGCUCCAGUGCCAUCUGUGGUUCUGGAAUGACCUCGCUGUUCUUCGACGGUGUGCAGCAUCGCGAGCAGAUCAAUCAGCUGACAGCCUAUAUCGAUGCCUCACAGAUUUAUGGCUAUAAUACACCCUUCGCCCAGGAGCUGCGCAACCUGACAUCCGAGGAGGGACUACUGCGCGUGGGCGUGCACUUCCCCAAGCAGAAGGAUAUGUUGCCGUUUGCUGCGCCACAGGAUGGCAUGGACUGUCGCCGCAAUCUGGAUGAGAACCAAAUGAACUGCUUUGUCUCCGGCGAUAUACGGGUCAAUGAGCAGGUGGGUCUGCUGGCCAUGCACACGAUCUGGAUGAGGGAACACAAUCGCAUUGCGAGCAAUCUGCACAAGAUUAACAAACACUGGGAUGGCGAUCAACUGUAUCAGGAGGCACGCAAAAUUGUCGGCGCUCAGAUGCAGCACAUCACCUUUAAGCAGUGGCUUCCCCUUAUCAUUGGCGACAGUGGCAUGCAAAUGUUGGGCGAGUAUCGUGGCUAUAAUCCUCAGCUAAAUCCAAGCAUUGCCAAUGAGUUUGCAACGGCUGCACUGCGUUUUGGACACACCAUCAUUAAUCCUAUAUUGCAUCGUUUGAACUCAAGCUUCCAGCCCAUUCCCGAGGGACAUCUGCAGCUGCACAAGGCCUUCUUUGCUCCCUGGCGUCUGGCCUACGAGGGCGGAGUGGAUCCUUUGUUGCGCGGCAUGCUAGCUGUGCCCGCUAAGCUGAAGAAGCCCGAUGAGAAUCUCAAUAUGGAGCUCACGGAGAAACUGUUCCACACGGCACACGCGGUAGCUCUCGACUUAGCUGCGAUCAAUAUACAGCGUGGACGAGAUCAUGGCAUUCCCGGCUAUAAUGUGUAUAGAAAGUUCUGUAAUAUGACCGUCGCACAAGACUUUGAUGAUUUGGCCGGGGAGAUUAGCAAUACGGAAAUCAGGCAGAAGCUACGUGAGCUCUAUGGUCAUCCAGACAACAUUGAUGUAUGGCUAGGUGGUAUACUGGAGGAUCAGGUAGAGGGCGGCAAGGUGGGUGCGCUCUUCCAAUGCUUGCUGGUGGAGCAGUUCCGUCGUCUGCGUGAUGGUGAUCGUUUCUACUAUGAGAAUCCGGGCAUCUUCCUGCCCGAGCAGCUCGUCCAGAUCAAGCAGGCCAAUUUGGGACGUGUGCUGUGCGAUGUGGGCGAUAAUUUCGAUCAGGUUACAGAGAAUGUGUUCAUCCUGGCCAAGCAUCAGGGCGGCUACAAGCAGUGCGAGGACAUCGCCGGCAUUAAUCUAUAUAUGUGGCAGGAGUGCAGCAACUGCAAUAGCCUGCCAACCAUCUUUGACUCCUACGUUCCGCAGACGUACACCAAGCGCAGUCAGCGCAAUAAGCGUGAUGUCCACAGCUCUGAGAUGGAGCUGCCCGCUGCCGAAAGUUAUGACAGCCCCCUGGAAGCUCUGUACGAAGUGAAUGAGGAACGCGUUAGCGGCUUGGAGGAUCUUAUUGGGAGCUUCCAGAAGGAGCUGAAGAAAUUGCACAAGAAAGUGCGCAAGCUGGAGGAUUCAUGCAAUGCUGUUGAUGCUGAGCCCGUAGCACAAAUCGUUCAACUGGCGCCCGCACCACUGCCCGCCGCCGUGAAGCCUAAGCGGAGCCACUGCGUCGAUGAUAAGGGCACCACGCGAUUGAACAACGAGGUUUGGACACCGGAUGUGUGCACCAAGUGCAACUGCUUCCACGGACAGGUGAACUGUCUGCGUCAACAGUGCGGCGAGGUCAGCUGCCCGGCUGGCAUUGAGCCACUGACUCCUCCAGAAGCCUGUUGUCCACACUGCCCCGUAAUGCCAACCAAAUCCAAGGUGGUUAAGUGAGAUGGGCUGAGGAUUUAGCAAUUUGCAUAUCGACUUAACGAUUAAUCAAAACUGUAAUUCUUAGUAGCCACAUUAACACUUAUAGCCGGAUUCCACUGGCUCAUUUACAUAUAAUGAUGAGACUUGUAUCGACUUGUUUUAUCAAGAAUUAUCGUUGGUCUUUUAUCCCAUUAAGAGGAAAAUUUACUUAUGGUGUCAAAGAUUAAAGUUGAAUAAAACAAAUAUACGAACCUUAAACCUGUGGAAUCCCUCUAUAAACUCUAAUCGAUGACGCACACAGAGCAAGCAAUUAAUUAACAAUUAACUAAACAUUUACUGCUACACAUGUAACAAUAAAGCACAUUAAUAGCAAAAC
Drosophila grimshawi is the source of this 5343-nucleotide messenger RNA. Its product is annotated as peroxidasin. The record is from RefSeq and is a predicted model, not a curated record. Bases 384 to 4988 code for a protein of 1534 amino acids. Gene Ontology annotation, biological process: response to oxidative stress. The transcript is spliced from 9 exons. Gene Ontology annotation, molecular function: heme binding; peroxidase activity; protein binding. NCBI's taxonomy places the organism in Eukaryota, Metazoa, Arthropoda, Insecta, Diptera, Drosophilidae.